Molecule: messenger RNA, 3567 nt
Organism: Chilo suppressalis (striped riceborer)
Lineage: Eukaryota; Metazoa; Arthropoda; Insecta; Lepidoptera; Crambidae
Source: the annotation of a GenBank genome assembly
AACUUUAAGGAAAAUCAUGUCAUUGCCAUCGUCAGGUCAGUCUGACAGUGACAGCAAUUAUGUCUACAAAUAUUUUUUCGUUCUACCCAAAAAUUAUUGAUUAAAAUCUCUGAAAAUACCAUUGAAAUCUAAUUACAAAUAACCAAAAUUUAUGAUACUACCCCAAUAUCUAAUACUCAAUACAGCCGGCGUGCCUAAUUGUUGCUGAUUAUUGGUAUACAGCUUUGACCUUCACAAGGUGACCGAUACUCGUCGGCGGAUUUCUUCUUCAGUCGGGGUUGUUGUCUUUCUCGGGUCGCACGAGUUGGGUGGAAAAAUAAUAUUAAUAUAAAAAUGAGCGUUCAAACGGAUCAUGAAAAGCGGAAGCAGAUUUCGGUGAGAGGAAUAGUGGCGGUGGAGAACGUUGCUGAAGUGAAGAAGGCUUUCAAUCGCCACGUCCAUUACACACUCGUGAAAGACAGGAAUGUUGCAACGCCAAGGGACUACUACUUCGCUUUGGCCCACACGGUCCGGGACCAUCUUGUUUCCCGUUGGAUUCGCACCCAGCAAUAUUACUAUGAAAACGAUCCCAAGCGCGUCUAUUACUUAUCUUUGGAAUACUACAUGGGGCGCUCACUCCAAAAUACCAUGAUCAAUCUUGGUAUUCAAGGAACAGUUGAUGAAGCCUUAUACCAGCUGGGUUUGGACAUUGAGGAAUUAGAAGACUUGGAAGACGAUGCAGGACUUGGCAAUGGUGGUCUAGGCCGACUUGCUGCUUGCUUUCUGGACUCCAUGGCUACCUUAGGCAUGGCAGCUUAUGGUUAUGGUAUAAGAUACGAGUACGGCAUCUUCGCGCAGAAGAUAGAAAACGGUGAACAACAGGAGGAACCCGACGACUGGUUGCGUUAUGGAAGCCCAUGGGAGAAGGCGCGCCCUGAGUUCAUGCUCCCCGUCAACUUCUACGGUCGUGUGGUUGAUACACCGCAGGGGAAGAAGUGGGUUGACACUCAAGUCGUAUUUGCCAUGCCGUACGACAAUCCGAUUCCUGGAUAUAACAACAAUGUAGUUAACACAUUACGCCUUUGGUCUGCAAAGAGUCCUACCGAUUUCAAUCUAAAAUUCUUUAAUUCUGGAGAUUACAUUCAAGCUGUCCUGGAUCGCAAUGUCGCUGAAAACAUUUCAAGGGUGCUUUAUCCUAAUGAUAAUUUCUUUGAGGGUAAAGAGUUGCGACUUCGCCAGGAGUACUUCAUGUGCGCCGCCACUCUUCAAGACCUAAUCAGAAGAUUCAAGUCGUCUAAAUUUGGAAGCCGGGAAGCUGUCAGAACCACUUUCGAAACUCUUCCUGAGAAAGUCGCUAUUCAACUCAACGACACACACCCUGCACUAGCCAUUCCAGAAUUGUUGAGAAUUCUCAUCGACGUCGAGAACGUGCCCUAUGAAGAAGCAUGGCAGAUGGUUGUGAAAUGUUGUGCUUACACUAACCACACAGUUCUACCUGAAGCAUUGGAGAGAUGGCCUUGCUCCAUGUUGGAGAACGUACUGCCGAGGCAUAUGCAAUUGAUUUACCACAUCAACUUUUUGCAUCUUCAGGAGGUCGAAAAACGUUGGCCCGGUGAUAUGGAACGCAAGCGUCAUAUGUCACUGAUCGAGGAGGAUGGCGAGAAGCGUGUGAAUAUGGCCAACCUCUGCAUUGUUGGCUCUCACGCUGUCAACGGUGUGGCAGCUAUUCACUCUGAUAUCAUUAAAAACACUGUCUUCCGUGACUUUUAUGAAAUGUGGCCUGAGAAGUUCCAGAACAAAACUAACGGUAUAACUCCUCGCCGCUGGCUUUUGCUUUGCAAUCCAGGUCUGUCGGAUCUGAUUUCUGACAAAAUUGGUGAGGAAUGGACUGUCCAUUUGGAACAGUUGCAAGGUUUGAAGCGCUGGGCUAAAGACCCUGCCUUCCAACGCGCCGUUAUGAAAGUGAAACAGGAGAAUAAAUUGCGCUUGGCUUCCCUCAUUGAGCGCGACACUGGAGUUAAGAUCAAUCCAGCAUCGAUGUUUGACAUUCAAGUGAAGCGAAUUCACGAAUACAAACGUCAAUUGCUGAAUAUUCUUCAUGUUAUCACAUUGUACAACAGAAUUAAGCGAGAUCCCACUGCACCGAUCACGCCACGAACAGUCAUGAUUGGUGGAAAAGCUGCUCCAGGAUACUACAUUGCUAAGCAGAUUAUUGCCCUGGCGUGUGCUGUUGGCAAUACCAUUAACAAUGACCCCGAUGUCGGAGAUAAAUUGAAGCUUAUAUUCUUAGAAAACUACCGCGUCACUUUGGCAGAGAGAAUCAUGCCCGCUGCUGAUCUGAGCGAGCAGAUUUCUACUGCAGGCACUGAGGCAUCCGGUACUGGAAACAUGAAAUUCAUGUUAAACGGAGCUUUGACAAUCGGUACUAUGGACGGAGCCAACGUCGAGAUGGCUGAAGAAGCCGGCGAGGAAAAUUUGUUCAUCUUCGGCAUGAGAGUUGAUGAUGUAGAAGAUCUGAAGCGUCGUGGUUACAACGCGUACGAGUACUACGAGCGCAACCCGGAGCUACGUCAGUGCGUGGAACAGAUCCGCAGUGGUUUCUUCUCGCCGGGCGAGCCGGCCCGGUUCUCAAACGUCGCAGACGUUCUGCUGCAGCACGACCGCUUCAUGCAUCUGGCCGACUAUGAUGCUUAUAUAGAGGCGCAGCAGAAGGUCUCCGACGCGUACCAGGAUCAAGCUAAGUGGGCCGAAAUGGUGAUUUUAAAUAUCGCGUCGUCUGGUAAGUUCUCCUCGGAUCGUACUAUCGCCGAGUACGCGCGUGAAAUUUGGGGAGUGGAGCCCACUUGGGAGAAGCUGCCUGACCCUCACGUAACUGUAACUGCCUAAGCGAUAUAAACUCGCAUGAUAAGGGUACAUGACUGAUGGUUCGUCCAGCAUUUUUAAAUACUUAUUAAGUUUUUAUUUUGAAAUUUUGUUACAGGCAACAUUAUUUCUUAUUAUCACAAUGUGAUUGUUCUGAAGUCAAAUAUUAGAUACUACACUAUAUAAAUUUUGGUGCUCAUAUUUUAAUAUUUUAAAAUUACGCUGGUGUUUACGUCAUGUACCCCAUAUGUAACUGCGAACAUCAUCGUACACACGAAUCCCUUGAACAUAGUUUGUGUUUAUAAACUUUUUUUUUUGGAUGUUUCGGGCCGCUGAGAUUAUGAUAUCCAAUAGCAUUUACAAAUUCGAUUAGGAAAUUCGAAAUCUUCUAUUAGCAUCGCCCACAUGGUCUUUGAGUAUGGCAGUUUUAAGCUCAAUAAAUCCCAAAAAAAUUAAGCAGUAUCUAGAAUAAUCUCUUAACAUCUGAUACAAUAAAGAGUUUUAUCACACUAUAAGCAAACUCUUACAUCAAUCGUAUCUUCCAUCAAUUUGAUGGACACACACAGCUUUUUUUAAUUUAAUAAAUCACAGUUUAAAUGUUCCUAUCGUAACACACUUUCUUAACUAGAUCUUCACAACUAUGUGUUGCAGAUGGUUGCAGUUAAAUAAAAAGUAUUUUUUGCAUCUUCUUCACGUUUACACUUAAUAUAUGAGUUAUAUGAGCCA